Messenger RNA from Rhagoletis pomonella (apple maggot), 701 nucleotides. RefSeq lists its product as uncharacterized. The record is from RefSeq and is a predicted model, not a curated record. The transcript has 2 exons. Bases 176 to 520 code for a protein of 114 amino acids. Lineage: Eukaryota; Metazoa; Arthropoda; Insecta; Diptera; Tephritidae.
GACAAGAGAAUGCAAGGCGUUGGAUGCACCGUCCGGAAGCGCUGCAAAAAGCUCAACAGCUUGGUCAUUGUUUGAUCAACUAAAUUUUCUUAAACCUUACGUGAAACCACGAAAUAAUCGAUGCACAUUCAACGUGUUGGAGGAAACCGUUUCGCUAGUCUCACCUUCCUCGCAAAUGUCAUCCCCUAUUUUAAAUGAAAGCCAUGAUUCUAUGCCACAAUCACCACCGCUAUUUCCACUAGAAGAGCAAGAGCAAUUGUCGGGUGUAGUGGCACCCCGUCGAAAGCGCAAAAAGUGUGAUAAUGGCAACGAAGAAUUUCGUGAGGCGUUGGAGUUGUACAAAAAUGUUUGCAAAGUACAGCUGGCACCGAAAUGCAGCGAAACCUUGCGAGCUUUUGGGCAGAUGAUUGUUGCCACCAUUGGCGAAAUGAGUGCUGAGAAGCAAAUCAAAGCCAUUCAGCUUGUGACGAAUACAGUAAUGGCUCUUAAAUUGGAGCAUGAAGCAGAAGUUUCGCCGUAGACUCCAAAUUCACAAUCUUCGCACAUUCGGAAUGUGUAUCUUCAUUUAACAGUAUGUAUGUACAUACAUACGUACGUACAGUGGUCCACAAAAUUAUAGGAAAUUAAUAUACGGCCAGUUUUGAAUAUUUGUCUUUUGUUUAUUUAAUGUUUAUUAUUCUUUUUUUAAGUCUAGCUGGUUG